Girardinichthys multiradiatus is the source of this 4435-nucleotide messenger RNA. RefSeq names its product cytosolic arginine sensor for mTORC1 subunit 2 (gene castor2). The record is from RefSeq and is a predicted model, not a curated record. The transcript is spliced from 9 exons. Gene Ontology annotation, cellular component: cytosol. Gene Ontology annotation, biological process: negative regulation of TORC1 signaling; cellular response to L-arginine. The coding region runs from base 184 to 1170 and encodes 328 amino acids. NCBI's taxonomy places the organism in Eukaryota, Metazoa, Chordata, Actinopteri, Cyprinodontiformes, Goodeidae.
UGUGGGUUUGACAUUAGGUCCGGGUUUUACCUCAGCUUUCUUUAUUCCACCCUACCUCCCCGUUUCUUUCCCUGUUUAAUGCGAGCCAGCCUGCCGCAUGUGUCUAUUUAUUUAUUUAUGCUUUCUGUCUGACAUUAUUUAGUUUUAAGUUUUAGUCGUUCCUCCAAUGAGAAGGCGUAAAAGAUGGAGCUCCAUAUUUUAGAGCACAGCUUGAAAGUGGCGAGUAUAGAGAAAGAAGGGAUCGAGAUUUGCACCCACGGAUUAAUAAAACUCGCCUUCUUGGCCUCCAAAACAAGAUGCAAGUUCUUCAGUUUGACAGAGACUCCAGAGGACUACACCAUCAUUGUGGAUGAGGAAGGAUUUAAAGAGUUGCCUCAGUCAAAUCUCAUCAGUGUUGCCGAUGCCACAUGGCUGGCCCUCAACGUGGUGUCAGGUGGCGGUAAUGCUUCCAGUUCGCAACCCAUUGGAGUCACCAAAAUCGCUAAAUCAGUCAUUGCACCACUGGCCGACCACAACAUCUCUGUUUUCAUGCUGUCAACGUAUCAGACCGACUUCAUCCUGGUUCGAGAGCGAGACCUGCCGAUGGUCAUGCACACACUGUCUUCUGAGUUCACGCUGUUCCGGGUGGUCAACGGAGAAACGGUCGCUGCUCACAGUCUGGGAGUCGCCAAUGGAUUUGUAAAGCCGAAACUUGUUCCCCGCCCCAUCAUCCACCCUUUAUCCAGCCCCAGCAACAUGUUCUGUGUGACUAGUCUGGAUCCAGACACGCUGCCCUCUGUAGCGACGCUGCUCAUGGACGUCAUGUUCUACUCUAGAGGGUCCAAAGAGGUUGGAGCGUCCGGCGAGGACUCAAGCCACAUUCGCUUCUUCUCCUUCUCCCUGAUCGAGGGCUACAUCUCGCUGGUCAUGGACGAACAGACGGCUCAGAGGUUUCCAAACAACGUGCUCUUCACCAGCGCCUCUGGUGAGCUCUGGAAAAUGGUUCGAAUUGGAGGACAACCUUUAGGUUUUGAUGAAUGUGGCAUCGUGGCACAAAUAUCAGAACCUCUGGCAACAGCUGACAUUCCUGCUUACUACAUUAGUACCUUCAAGUUUGACCAUGCCCUGGUUCCAGAAGAAAACAUCCAAAGCGUGAUCAGAGCUCUGCGGACCGAGAGCUCAGCCCAGUGAGGAAACUAGCAGAACGACCAUCUUCAAAGUCAUUUCGUUCAAACGUUUAUCAUGCCUAAAAAGUGCCAAGAGUGGGUUGCUGUGGAUCAGCUCUGAAAAGAAGGAGUCUUAAAUGGAGGGAUGCCUUUGUUGCCGUCACGUUUCUUUUAUUCCAGUUUCCUUUCCUGGAGCCCCCUGCUGGCGGUUACUGCUUUAGUUUACUAACCUCUAAAAGCUGCUUCCUCCCACUCCCUGACCCCUCCAGCACCAUACUGAAAGACAUACAUAAAUCCUCUCAUAGAAUGAGACGAAUGUACUCUCCAAAUCAAAGAAGUGUUCAGUAAGCGCUCCUUCUUGACCCCCCCCACGCAGGUCAUUUUUCUCAGUGCCAACGAGUUUGAACGCCCAACCCGAUGCCUUGUCAGAACGCUACAUGUUUGCAGGAGACCGUUUUCUAGAGCGCCGAACUGGCUGAGUGGGAUGUUUUUAUUUGAGCUUUUAGUCCAUGUUAAACUUCUUUCAGCAAUGAUCUGACUGAGUCCUUCACACUUAAGGGUUAUUAUGGGAUGUUUGGUCUGGGGACACAUGAAGGAACUCUAGGAUGUUUGAUGAGUUCACACUGUGAGCAGCCUGGCUGUUUUUAGUAGAACCACGGCGAUUCAAAUGAACUUUCUUUGCUAGAAGGCAGAAUUUAUGAAGCAUUAAUGAAUUUUGGAUUUAUUCUUACCGGUAAUUAUAAUAUACUGAUAGUUAAAACUGCUUUUAUAAUUGACUGUGAAAGAUUUGUAGUUCCCACAUUAUUGGACAUGUUCAGUAAGUUUUAUAUCCAAUACUUUCGUUUACAACUAAAGACACUCCAUCAUCACUGUUACUGUGUGGUGCUCACAAGUCAACUUUCUGCCAACCAAAUAUUAGCUCAUCAGGGUAGAAGCGCACAUUCAGCCCCUACUUUCACCAAGGUUACAGCUUAUACUCUGGAAGUUAAACUUCAGGGGUACUAUAAAGUUCCUCUCAGUUAAGGCUAGUUUUAAGAACUCAAAGAUCACUCUUCACAAUUUACCUUCAAAUAACUUGCAGGUUAGUUUCCUGAACUCAGCCUGGAACUUGCAGAAGAUCGGUGGAUUUUCACGAAAUGCAAUUGUCAAAUUAUGCCAGCAGGUGGCGUGGCCUAACAUAAACAAAGAACAAAAUUUACAACACAGUAACAUGAUCACAGUGUAAAUCAAACUGCCUAGCACUCCCUCCUUAUAUCAGCCAAUCAGGUGAGAGAUAUAUCUCCAGGCAAUAAUGUUUUUGCAGUUUGUCAUAAAUGAAUCUUUCCUCAUCUAAUUAUUUUCCCCGCCAGAAACAGCGCUACAAUACAACCAUAGAAGAACCUCAUGUGCUGCAUUAAUGUUGUAUUGGUAGCGCCGUCGCUCCUGAAUAGAGAAGGUUAGAAAAGGAUGGCAGCCUUGGGAACGUCGGCCCUGACCAGACACAGCCGCUGUGCCUUGUUUCAUACAAAUUAAUAGGAGCAUAUAUUUUUUGACGCCGUCGGCGUACGUCACCCUUUCCUUUAACAAUACUUAGUUUACUUUCUGGAGUGCAGAGGAUACCUGUAUAAUGAGGUAACUUUUAUAAUACAGUGUGGUUUCUAUGUAUAAACGGGAAGUUCCAAAUGUACAGGUUGGUAGUAAUCGACUGCUUGUUGGUAAUAUUGAGCUUUUCAAGCUGCUACAAAAAUUCUCCACUCCAUUUUUGUUCUUGCCUUUUAUUUUAAUGAGGGUGUGUCUGUUUUUAUUCAGUCUUAAUGUUAUUAAUCUAAAUGUAAACGGCAAUCAGCUACAACAAUAAGAACCCUACCUGAUUUAGCCAUUAAAGCUCUGACCCAAUGAGACGUUACCUAUGGGCAUCUUAACCAGGGAGGUUGUUGAUCAACCUGGAGUUUGGAAUCACGGUCAAGACUUUCAGUUCUGUCUGAGUCGUGUGUGCUGUUGAGGCCACGGUUCAAAUGUUAAACGGUCCGACAGCAGAACAUUGCACCAACAACAAAACCAGCUGAACUAAUAGCUGUGCUUCCAUUUCUGGCCAAAAGCUGGGCUGGGAUCCUGAAUUUGGUCCUAAAAGACACGUUUCUGUUAACGAAAAUACAUUUUAAAUGUUUUCUCAAUACUAUGUGUUGGUUUGGUGAGGAUGAAGCUGGAAUCAUGAGUCAGCUAGAACCUCCACAAUGUGGAUAGUAUUAGAUGCUUCUCCUCUCAAUGCAGAAAUGGCCAACUCACUGAUUCAUUGUUGUUGUGGCCUGAAAAAAGGCCUGAAGCAAACCAAAACUUUUCCUUCAUUUCCUUUAACCUUUCCAAAUGUUUGUUAAAAUGUGCAUCAGAAACAGCUAUCGGUGUUUUUGUUUUUUUUUCCCCUUCCUGUCAGGUUUUUAUUGUUGCAGAACACGGUAAAAAAAAUUACGAUCAAUGUUUCCGUAAGGCAUCGCAGGAUGAAAUGCAUCAGACGAUAUAACUGGCUUUAAAUAACUCCUGUGGACAUCUUGAAAACAUUUAUAAAUUAAUUCUUAUCUGGUCCGACCAGGUGCGAACCUCCAUGGUUGGGCCAUGCAGUUGAGCUUUUCUCACUUUAAAAACGUAUUUGGUAAAAGAAACAAGUUGUUCUCUUCAAAUAAUUUAAAACGGUGAACUCUUAAUGAAUGAAACUUCCCAACAUUGAUCUGCAUCGUGCAGAGCUCCAUUUCACGGCAGAACAAGCAGCUUUAUUUUAAAACUUGCAAUAAGAUGUUCUGCAGUUUUCCGACACACCUAACCUGAACGUCCUCUCCGUUUCCGAUGCUCGUGUUGCUCACAGUGUGAAGCCGCAGUGAGACUUGAUGCAUGACUAAUCUACAAUCGUAAUAAAUUACUGAGCCACUUUGAAAAUGUGCUGAACAUAAGCUACGGUUCAUGCAGGGAAGGAACAUCUCUUUCCGAUCCCUGGUGUCCAUUUAGGUUUUGAAGCCGCCCCUCUUCGGCUCCAGUCUGCACUUUAAUGCAGGUCCCCCCCCCCCUGCUGUACUGAUGUGAAAACAGAGAGGAGGACUUAUUUCCUUUACAAUGAUCUUGUCAUGGAACUGGUGAUCAUGUUUUCCCUUCUCCCUGCUUUUCAGCCUCUGAUCAGAUCUGAUUAGCAGAAAUCAUAUUUAUCAGUGUUAAAACUUAAGGAAGUUGACUUUAUUUUCUGAUUAUAUUUUAAAGAAAAAUGUUAAAAGCUUUUCAGUUGGAGCUUCUUGUGUGAAAACAAAAUAAACGAGCUGUUUUUUUGA